Messenger RNA from Aphanomyces astaci, 1020 nucleotides. RefSeq lists its product as hypothetical. Bases 25 to 882 code for a protein of 285 amino acids. Lineage: Eukaryota; Oomycota; Saprolegniomycetes; Saprolegniales; Verrucalvaceae. The record is from RefSeq and is a predicted model, not a curated record. Gene Ontology annotation, cellular component: nucleus. Gene Ontology annotation, molecular function: ubiquitin protein ligase activity. The transcript has 2 exons.
CGACCUUCAAUUCUGCCAAACGCCAUGAGCAGGCACUCGAAGAACAACACUGCGACCCAUCACUUCACGUACCGCGAGAAGGUGGCUGCAGGGCAUGGCACGUUAAAGCGUCGUUAUGGCAAAGACUCCCAGCUUCCGUUUGGGUGUUGUUGUCUUUGCUUGAAACCCAUUCUCGAAAAGGAGGAGCCGCUCGCGAGCCCUUGCGGGUACAUGUACUGCAAAGGCUGCAUCUACGCCAACUUGUUGGCUCAGAAGCAACAAAUCAAGCUCGACGUGGCCGCGUAUGAAGCUCAGGAGGAGGGAAAGUUGGCCAAAGAAGACGCCGAGGUCUUGGCGGCGGAGCGGAAGCUCCUCGAGUCGACUCUGGGCGUGAACCGACAAGUGGACUUCAUCAAGAGCGUCGACGAGCGCGCUCGCCUUCAGCUGAGCUCCAAGAUCGACUUGGAGACGACGGCCGAGAAGGCCAAGGAGAUGCAGCGCACGUCAUUCUGGGUCCCAGGGUUCACCCCGUCGGCCGAGGUCGUGUUGGCCAAGCCCGACGAGUUUACCAAGGAUCCGAUGAGUGGCAAAGCGCUCAAGCUCAAGCAGCUCAUGCCUGUGCACUUGAAGCGUUCUGACAAAGAGACCAAGGGCGAAUCGGUCGUCAUGUGUGCGGUGAGCAACAAGGCCAUCACACACCAAAUGGCCGUGCUUCUUCGUCCGUCAGGCCAUGUCGUGAUGGAGUCGCUGCUCAAGGACAUGGUGCUACCGACCAUGACGUGUCCGAUUUCGGGCCUCAAGUUGCGCAGUCAAAAGGACAUUGUGCACCUCCAAGCUGGCGGAUCCAGUUUCAGCGCUCACAGCACCGUGGAGGCCAAGAAAUAUCGACCGAGCAUGACUUAAGCAAAUAAGAGGGAUGCUGCAUAGUACAAACUACGUGGACAUUUGCUGUGACUUGGUCGUGGAACUGUAUACUCACUAGAGGAUACGGAAGAAAUUAGUUAUUACCUAUUGAACACAGCGAUCUAUUUAAUUGCAGCC